Messenger RNA from Podarcis raffonei (Aeolian wall lizard), 6251 nucleotides. It is a transcript of the gene NFX1, whose product is annotated as nuclear transcription factor, X-box binding 1. Gene Ontology annotation, molecular function: DNA-binding transcription factor activity, RNA polymerase II-specific; RNA polymerase II transcription regulatory region sequence-specific DNA binding; zinc ion binding. Gene Ontology annotation, cellular component: nucleus. The transcript is spliced from 24 exons. The coding region runs from base 329 to 3661 and encodes 1110 amino acids. Gene Ontology annotation, biological process: negative regulation of transcription by RNA polymerase II. Lineage: Eukaryota; Metazoa; Chordata; Lepidosauria; Squamata; Lacertidae. The record is from RefSeq and is a predicted model, not a curated record.
GGCCGCCGACUUGGAUUUUGGGCGCGGGAGCCUCAGCAGGGCCUGCGCUUUCUCGUCAGCGCUGUCCUGACGCGGCCUCCUCCCGCCUGGGCCGGCCUGCAUCAGGUAGUUGUGGCAAGAGGAAGCAGAAGAAGAAGGGGGCGCCAUCGCCCGUGGGGCGGCGCCAGGCUGAGGCAGUGGGCGGUCGGUCGGAGCGCGGCGCCUGCGCGCCUUCUUCCACAGCGGGGCAAGCGGGAGCUCCUCGGGGCAGCGUCGCGGAAGGGAGAGCGCGGAGUUGUGUGUGAGGGGCGGCUUGGCCGGCUGCUUUGGCCGGCGUGGCGCGGGCGGCAUGGCGGAGGCGGCGUUGCCAAGCUCAGGUGUGUUAAAUCCAGAUGCAACUGACUUCAUUCCAAGAGACAGGCAAACUUUCAGUCUGAACUGGAACAGUCAAUCCAGAUUGGAAUCAAAUCGGGACAGAAAUGCUAUACCACCUUCUGCUCACCCUAGACACAGUAAAUAUGAAAAUUCUCCUGUAGAUCAGCAUACUUUUUAUAGUCUAGAGAGUCAGCAUAGAAGCCAACCAGAUUCUUCAUUGUUCAACAGUAUGGGUAAAACAAAGGGCCGCAACUUACAGAGUCAGCGAUGGCUGAGAUCAAGGAAUGAUAGAACACAUGGCAAAAAUCAGGCAAAGCAGACAAAUGCAGGGAAUUCAGAAGAUCCUCAAUGUUUAGAUAGCAGAUUGAUUCCAGGACGAAGGAUGAAUCCAAGAGAAUACAGUGAUUUUUCUUCAGACAGUGAAAAGGAGGCUGCUACUGCAGAUAAUAGAGGAGCAAAGCCAAAGAAGACAUAUUUGAUGCAUUCACGUGGAAGAGGAUUGAAGGAAAAGGAGAAACAUCCUCCUGAAAGGGAUAAAAGAUUAGUUUCUAAAUGGAGGGACAAGCCCUUUGAAAAUAUACCAGCAAUAGAUCUUACACAGUCGGACUCUUCUGACGCAUCACUUGGAAAAGCAAUAUCUGAUGGCUUUUCUGACAAUAGCAUUGCCCGGAGAAAGUACCCCUUUGCAAACAGAUAUUUUAGGGAGCCUAUGUGGAAUAAAGAGACUGGCAAAAGGCAAGAUACAUCUAGGAGCAAACAUGUAAAACAUGUUAAGAAUGCGUCCCUUCCGCAUCCUCCCAAAGAACGCACCAGUGAGAAGAGAGAAUCUGUGCUGCGUGAAAGGGGUUCAAACUUAGGGAGUGUGGCACAGGCACAGCCAGUGCAGGAAUCAGGUACACGUGAUGGGAGAAAACCUGUCCUUCAAGAUGGAUAUAAAAGUAGGCGCUGGAAAAAGCAAAACGAUGCACCAAAGAGCAAGGAAACUCAUACAGGGUCUCUGAUAGAGCAGCUUACCUCAGAAAAAUAUGAAUGUAUGGUAUGUUGUGAUGUGAUCCGUGUGGUGGCCCCAGUGUGGAGCUGUCAGAAUUGCUAUCAUGUGUUCCACUUGAGCUGCAUUAAGAAGUGGGCAAGAUCACCAGCAGCACAGACUGAAGAUGGUAAUAGUGGCUGGCGGUGCCCUGCUUGUCAAAAUGUUUCAUCCCAAGUUCCUAAUAUUUACACCUGUUUCUGUGGUAGGGUAAAAAAUCCUGAAUGGAAUCGAAAUGAAAUUCCACAUAGCUGUGGAGAACUCUGUAGAAAGAAAAGAUCAGCUCAAGAUUGUCCACAUUUAUGUAAUAUACUCUGCCAUCCAGGACCUUGCCCAUCAUGUCCUGCUUUUAUGACCAAAAAAUGUGAAUGUGGACGCACAAGCCAUUCAGUUCGCUGUGGGCAUUCUACUGCAAUUCAGUGUACUAAUAUAUGUGGGAAUGUUUUGAAUUGUGGUACACAUAGCUGUGCCCAGAUAUGCCAUUCAGGAAAAUGCCAGCCGUGUGAAUUGACUGUAAAACAAGUGUGUUACUGUGGGAGCACCUCUCGAGAAGUGUUGUGUGGGACAAGUGAGGACCAUUUCUCUUGUCUGAGAACUUGUGGCAAAAAACUAUCCUGUGGAAUGCACAACUGUGCACAAGUAUGCCAUCCCCAGUCUUGCCAGCCUUGUCCACGGCUGCCACAAAUAGUGCACUGUUGCCCUUGUGGGCAAACGCCCCUUAAUAAAUUAUUAGAGCUGGGGUGCACAGAACGUAAACUCUGCACAGAUCCCAUCCCAUCGUGCGGAAGAACAUGUGGAAAACCUCUGCCUUGUAGUAGCUUUGAUGCUGUUCAUACAUGCGAAAACCUCUGCCAUGAAGGAGAAUGUGGACCAUGUUCUCGCACAUCAAAGAUUUCCUGCAGAUGUGCCUUAAAAACAAAGGAAGUUCCCUGUGCCUCACUCAAAAAUCAAGUUGAAGUUGUGUUCUUGUGUGACAAGAGAUGCAACAAGAAGCUGUCAUGUGGACGACACAAGUGUAAUGAGAUUUGCUGUGUGGACAAAGAACACAAGUGCUCUUUGAUUUGUGGACGGAAACUCAAUUGUGGCAUCCAUAGAUGCGAAGAACCUUGCCACCGUGGCAAUUGUCAGAAGUGCUGGCAGACUAGCUUUGAGGAAUUAACGUGUUACUGUGGUGAAUCAGUGAUAUACCCCCCAAUACCUUGUGGUACUCGACCACCAGAAUGUAAAAAUUCAUGUACUAGACCUCAUGAAUGUGAUCAUCCAGUGUAUCAUUCCUGUCAUAGUGAAGACAAGUGUCCACCAUGUACAUACCUCAUUCAGAAAUGGUGUAUGGGAAGACAUGAGUUGCGGAGCAAUAUUCCCUGCUACCUCACUGACAUCUCCUGUGGUCUUCCCUGUGAUCGAAUGUUAAAAUGUGGAAUGCACAAAUGUAAAAGGAUUUGCCACAAAGGGGAAUGCCUCAUAGAUGAAGAGUGCAGGCAACCGUGUACUAUCCUUAGGCUUCACUGUAAUCAUCCAUGUAUGUCUCCAUGCCACCCAUCUUUACCAUGCCCCACAACAUCUUGCAGUGCAAAGGUUGAACUUCAUUGUGAGUGUGGGAGAAGAAAGGAGACUAUGAUUUGUUCAGAAGCAUCAAGCACUUUUCAAAGAAUAGCUGCUAUUUCUAUAGCCUCUAAGUUAACAGAUCCACAUCACGGAGAUUCAAUAGAGAUCAGCAAAUUGAUUACCAAAAAGGAAAUGAAGCAAACCAGGCUGCAGUGUGAUGAUGAAUGUUUGGCUCUUGAAAGAAACAGGCGGUUUGCUGAGGCUCUUCAUAUUGAUGACAGUUCUGAUCCUUUUAAUGUCCGUGCCUCUGUACCCAAGUACAGUGAUAGCUUGAAAGAAGAUGCAAGGAAAGAUUUAAAGUUUGUCAGUGAAGUUGAGAAAGAAAUGAAAGCCCUUGUAGAAGCAGUAAAUAAGAGCAAGCAUACAAAGAAGAGCCAUUGCUUCCCGCCCAUGAACAGAGAACACCGCAGAAUCAUCCAUGAGCUUGCUCAGGCGUACGGCAUAGAGAGUGUGAGCUAUGAUAACGAACCAAAGCGCAAUGUUGUUAUCAGUGCGGUGAAAGGGAAAUCAGUUUGCCCAACAGUUACUCUGACUUCGCUGCUUACCAAGGAAAGGCAGACGAGGCCCCCACCACCUAUUCCUCAUCACAAACAAUCAGAAAAGCACGGGAAUAGCAGCACAGAGAGAGGAUUCAAAGAGGAGCCUGUGAUUGACUACUUUGAUGUACAGGACUGAAAAGAUGAAUGUGAAAUUUGUGCCGUUGAAAAGUGGAAGUGAUGCUACCAAUCAUUUUUUCCGUUGAAACGCUUUGUACUCGUUGUAUUCAAAGUACAUCCUGGAAACAGCAGAUGAAAAGAAAUAGCUUGUCAUUCUUUAACCCUCUCUCUGUGUGUAACCAGCUUUGGGGUGGGGGGAAACGAACAUAGAAUGUAAGUGCAAGUUGUAUGUACCUCUCAACAGCCUGCGUCUGACGCUGCAAAACCUGUAGUGGUUCGUAAGGACAGAAAAACAAGUUGGCAUCUAAGGUAAUCUGCUAUAAAAUAUAAUGAAUUAUAUCUCCUAUGUAAGAUAAACUUUUUGUCUGGGUAUAAGGCACAGUGAAACAAUAGCCCUAUGCAAGCUGUCUCCCCUCACUCAUGCAAAAUUGCACCCACCUUGUGUGAUUGGCAGCCCCGCCCUCUGCCAUCAAUGAGCUGGGGAGAGCCCAGAAGCAGGAAGCUUGUUCCCUGUAUGAUCAGAAACACCCUGCGCGGUCGGGGCCCUAAAUCAUUCUGGGAGUAUAAACCUAUAGUGCUGGCUCUUUGUUUUAGACCUUCCCCCAACCCCAGUAUGGAUACAAGCUGGAAGGCAAAGACUCAGGGAUGGACAACAAAUGCAUCUGCAACAAAUCCUUAAAAGUUUUCAGCUUAAGGAGACAAGUUAAUUGAAUUCGUGAAGUACGAAAUUAGGGAUGCUGAUGUAUCCAGAUGAAAUGAUGAAAGCCAGCUUUUCAGUCAAAGCAUUAGGAGGCGUAGUCCCAUAGCAAUUUGAACUUUGUGCAGCCUAGAAACAGUAGGAUUGGUGAGUCAGUAAGUUUAUACUUUUUGUAUCUAAACUUGAGUUGCCUUUGCCAUAAGUCUAAUGCUGGAUAUUUUCAGGUGGUAAGUGUAUGGAGCUGGGGAUUUUUUAUGUCAUCUGUAGGUUCCUUUUUGGGGUUUUUUUUUUUAAUGGAAAUGAGCUUAUCGGUUAUUCUUCAGUUAGGGUAGCAUGUAGCCUUAUGCUUUGCGUGUAGCGGUAACAAAUAAUAAUAAUUCUUUUGCAUUUUUAUCAGUGGCCAGACAGCAAUUGAAUAUGGUUACUGUACUUGAAAUGAGAUAUAAAGCCACCUUAUUAUUUCUCCUCCUCUUCCUCUUUGCAAACUGUGGCCCAUAUAUUUCCUAAACAUUCUUCCUGUUUCAUACCCCUUCCUUUUGUGGACAGCUUCCAAGCUACAGGAGUGCCCACAUGGAUGCACCUUACUAAAAAUAAUAGUGUGUAAGGAUUUUAGGUGAGGGUACUGUUUAGUAAAUUUUACUUAAUUUGUACCCUGCCUUUCCACUAAAUAUGUGUUACGGCAUUUUAUCAGUAUGCAGGGGAAUCCUGAAGUGGCUUGGACUAUCUGUAUCUGCCUUGUGAACACGUGCAAGUAUCCAUUCUUGGUGCAUUAUGAUUUAAAUUAGUGGAAUGGUUUGUAACAAGAAAAGAGGCCAAACCCACGUCCCUAGUAGAAUUUUUAAGUUCCUGUCGCACAGAGACAUUGGGUUAGUGGCCCUGCAGCACAGACAAGUGAUUGUUCCUUAUAUUACACGUUUAUUAUUAUUUAAAUACCAAAAAGUUGAGCACAAUUGCGCCUUUCCCACAGAACCUUAAAGUAAAAUGCACUUCCUUUCUGUACAUGGAGUGGAGCUGUGCUUCUGGCACCCCUAUCCAGUGGUUGGUUUUCCUGCAUGGUAGGGAUUUUGCACUCGGUAAAAGUUCUGAUGCCCCCACCCCAAAGACAUGCACAAAAUAGGUGCUAUGUUACAGCUAAAAUCACAUGAAUGCAGAAGGGAUUGAUCAAGACUCAAGUGGAAGUGCAGCUCUACAUUCCUCCAACCAGUACAAUGUACUUCUGCUGCAUCACUACACAAGAAGGAUGUAGCUGAACAUUUUGAACAGAGCCCAUAAGCACAGAAACGUUUAUUCCUAUUCAUUACUUAGCUGUUUUCAUUUAUGUGGAUAGUGGUUUUUAAGUGACUGGUUCUGCUAUUGCUUGGUGAAAAAGUGCCAUGUAUACAUUAAGGGAUUAAACUGGUGUUUGUUGGUUUUGUAACAUCUCAGCUUUUAAAAAAUUGCCAUUCUCAUUUUAUUCACUUCUCAUUUGGUUUUUGCACUUUUUGGUGAUCUGAGAGGGAAAAGUCUAAUUGGAACAAGUUUUUCAAACUUCUCUUUUGCAAUUAUAAACAGGGCAUUUGGAUCCAUACAUGCAAACAGUGCAGGCAGAAUUUUAGGACUGAGGCUUAGUAAUAAUUACAUAUUCAAAACUGCUGAGAAUACUCAGUGCUUUGUGUGCAUCGAUUUAUGUGUAAUCUAAAGUUGUGAAAAUUGCUAUGGAAACCAUUCCUAAUGGCAUUUCUCUUGAUGUACUUCAUGAUGAAUUAAGUGAAUUGAUUUAUGUUUGGUUUUUAAUAAGUUAUUUGUCAAAACUUUAUAUAUAUAUAUAUACAUACACACACACAACUUGCUUGCUUUCAAUUCAGUGGUGUAAUAAAUUACUGACUUUAUAAAUUUGUAAUAUAAAACUGUAAUAAAGUUCAAAUGGAUCUUG